AUGGAAGCUAAGGAAGAGUCAAAGAAGCCUAAGGUUGAACCUGUUCCCUCCCAAUCAAAGGCUAAAGUGACUAAAUCUUCCUCUUCUUUGAUGAAGCCCUCUUCAGGUCAAAGCUCAUACAGAAAAGGUGUGUUGAAGCAGAAGGACAAGUCAAAGAGAACUUAUGUAGCUACAUCCCUUGUUGCUUUUGAGACUGAGUCAGAUGAAGAAGAAAAACAGGCCAAGAAGAAAGGAGAGUUUGUUAGAGUAGUAAGGAAACCACAGUCCGGUGGAGCCUUGCAGAGCAAGAAAGCUAAAUUUGAACCUACCCCUACUAGAAGAUGUAAGAGAGGAAGGAAGCUUAUAACCAAGCUUGAUAAAGAUCUUGAAUCCGGUCAUGUGCAAGCAUACUAUGAAAAUCUUCUUGAGGUUGAUCAAAGGAAGGUUGAGGGAGCUAUUGUUUUGCAUCUACGCAACUUCAGCAAAUCCUUGAUUGAACUGGAACAUAGCAUCCCAAAGGAUCUGUACAAUAUUCUUGAUGCUAGGAGGUUGAUCCCCAACAAGAUAGAUAAAGAGAUGAAAGAGCGUGAACUGAUAAAUGUUUGCACCUGUAUCUUUCAAGAAGAAGCUCAUAAACUCAUUAAGGAAGAAAAUAAGAAGGAAUUCAGAAGCAGGAAUAGGGUAAAUAGAUUAAUGAUUGGCAGUGUUGAAGAAGUAAGAAAAGAAACUAAAGAAAUCUGGAGAAGGAUCAUAAAGAACAACCCUUUAUAUAGUGAUGCAGUUCAAACUUCUCAUUCGAAAGUUCGGGCAGGUGUCCCAAAUGCUCAGAAAGAUAAAACUCGGACUGAGAUACGUCUGAUAGAUCAAUCUAAUGUAACUCUUGAUGUCAAGAUCAGUGAGAAUCCUCUAGUGGAAGGAAGUAUUGAAGAAGUUCCUGAGGUUCCAAAGGACGAUACUGCACCAAGUGGUGACAUCGGUGCUCAAGAAAAAGGGGAUGAUGUAAAGAAAGAGGAACCAAAGAAGAUCGAUGUGGAGGAUAGAGGAGUUGAGGUGGAUAAAGGAAAGAGAAAUGCAGACACUUCGACAAUUGACACUCAAAAAGACAAGGAGAAAAAGUUCCUACCUCAAAAAUCUAUUAAUCUUGAUGGCCCUUUGGAUAUUGGUCAGAUGUAUCCAGCUGAAAAGAUGAUGGUUGUGUUGCGCGCGCAGUUGUUCACCCGCCACGGAGCCGGUGCGCCGCCCAGCAGCCACUGCCCAGCCACCGCCGCCGGCGGUAACCACCGGCCACGGCCAGGCAGCCACCGCCGUGUCGCCGGCACAGCCUGCCGCCUGCGCACCGCCCGCGCCCAGCCUGCACCCCGCCCGCGCACUGCCGCCGCACCUGCGCCGCCACAGCGCCGCCAGCCACCUGCGCUAGCCCCUGGUCACCCAGCGGACCAGGGGCUUAUUUUUUUUUAG
This is a messenger RNA of Cryptomeria japonica (Japanese cedar), 1437 nucleotides long. RefSeq lists its product as uncharacterized. The coding region runs from base 1 to 1437 and encodes 478 amino acids. The record is from RefSeq and is a predicted model, not a curated record. NCBI's taxonomy places the organism in Eukaryota, Viridiplantae, Streptophyta, Pinopsida, Cupressales, Cupressaceae. The transcript has 3 exons.